UCGGCGCGCGAACACGCACGCACACGCCACGCUUUGAAUUCGUAUUCAAACGCAUCCUUUUCACAACCAACGUCGCGCUACCAGCGUUUUCGACUCACGAUGGCUACGCGCCGUAUCACUGCUUUCCCGAUCUUACUGUCGAUCGUGGCCGUCUGGGUGGUAGCCGUACCCGUUCAGUUGCAGGCCGGUGCAAACGCUUUGCGACGCGAUAUGUACGGACCAGCUACAACAGAAUUCCUUGGCGGAUAUCUCGAUGAUCACGAUGCGGCCGAUCCGCGGAACUCGCUAGGUGGUCGGCGAAUCGACUUCGACUUCCCAUACGAAACGACGUUCGAGCGCAUCCACGGACUCUCGACAGGCAGCAGACGACUAGGCGGCCCUAUGGCGAAUGGACGAAUGGGAAACGCGAACGAGAUCCAUCAGGUGGCGCUCGAUAGAUUCGCCAAACGGAAUAUCGACGAGAUCGAUCGUACGCCCUUUGACAAUUUCUUCAAACGAAACUUGGACGAAAUAGACCGCGACGGAUGGAUUGGAUUCGUAAAGAGGCUGGACGAUUAUUUGGCGAUGAGGAGGUCCGGGCUUGAACGAGCAGGUUAAGAUGAAGUCGACCAUGCGGGGGAUUGCGACGGGGAAUGACACUGGACACGGACGAGCAUUGUUAAAUGCUUCUCUAACUCUGUCUCUCUUUUCCAUUCUGUUUCGAGAUCGACACAGAGAUUUUCGAGGCACUUAAAGCUACUUUCGAAGCUACCACUAACUAGUGAUGGGAUCGAGUUCGAUGCAGUACCUCCCGCUUUCGAGUGACAAUUUUUAUCCUAGUUACAAGUAACGAAAUCAUCUCUUCCACUGUUUAAGUUUAGCACAUUAUGCUAUGAAAUGCACAUUAUAUGAUGAAAUAAUGCUCGCUUUCAAAUGUAAAUUUUUUUACCCCGGAUACAAGCAAUGACAGCGCCUCUCCCAUUGUUUAUGUGUAUAUAGCGCUAGCCACCCAGAAAUCGUGAGCAUAAAUUCGUUUGUAGAGUGUCGAAAAUAAUUGACUGCGUUUAGCGAUUAAUAGCUGCACAUAUCAAAAAUAUUCAAGACCUAAUUUUUUUUAAUUUCUCUGGAUGGUGUACAUAACGUACAUUGUCGUGUUUCUGAAAAGUGUGUCUUGAUAGUAGGUGGCAUAUUUAAAUAAACUUUACAGUUACUUCAUUCAAAAUAACGAAUAAAAAAAAGUGUUUUAAAUAAAGUUGCACCUAUUUGCAUUUUAUAAAAUUUUUUUCAACAUUCCCAGUUUUUGUUUUUCAGAAACGAAGAUGUCUGUAAACAAUAUUAAUUAUUCAAAUAUCUGUGGUUGUUAAUUUAUCACCGUGGCGUACAGAAAAAUUAAGAAACCGAUUUAUUGAAUAUUUUUGUAGAUAUAGUUAUCGUUGAAAUGAGUCAAUUAUUUUAAUAUCACAAAAUACUUGUGCAGGGUUCGAAUAUGAUAGACCAAGAUUUGAACGCGUUUAUAAAACGCUCGAUUCCAUCACUACCGCCGACAUCUUCGUUGUUUCUAUCGUUCGUUCUCGUCUCCCUCCUAAUCCUCGUCGCAACCUGUGUAUCAGCAACAUUCCUUGUGUGAUAAUAAACGAUUUGGCAAACUAAUUUCGUCCGUGUAUAUAUUUUUGGUUACAAUA
Molecule: messenger RNA, 1661 nt
Organism: Colletes gigas
Lineage: Eukaryota; Metazoa; Arthropoda; Insecta; Hymenoptera; Colletidae
Product: orcokinin peptides-like
Exons: 4
Coding region: 100-597 (165 amino acids)
Source: RefSeq, a predicted model, not a curated record